Molecule: messenger RNA, 897 nt
Organism: Cyphellophora attinorum
Lineage: Eukaryota; Fungi; Ascomycota; Eurotiomycetes; Chaetothyriales; Cyphellophoraceae
Exons: 1
Coding region: 1-897 (298 amino acids)
Source: RefSeq, a predicted model, not a curated record
AUGGUCAACCACGACAGCGGAUAUGUCUCUGAUCUUCAACUGACAUCCUCCAUCCAGCGACCGACAGGCUCCCAUCCCAACGUCACCACUGGGUAUGUCGCAAAGUCAGGCAAACGCAUGGCAAGGACUGGUCGCGCCGAGGCCGCGAUCGCGCGUCUUCGCCAGUCGCCUCUGGACCGAAGUCCAUCUCUCGGAAGACAUCCAAAUCUGCCUGCGUACUCCGGUAUGAUGCCGCCACCCAUCUCAUCUCCCGUCCGGUUGAGCUCGCCGGUUCAUGCGCCCUUCACGCCUGCCCAGCAGCGUCUGUCGAGGCCUCAGAUUCCGGUCCCUGCCUCCCCGUCGCCGGAGACGCAGCUUCAGAACUUCCGUGCAAAUGUCUCGCAGCCGUACCAUACUACACCGGCCGAUUGGCCGGAGACACCCAACGUUCGGAACACGGAUUAUGGAAGUCCUAUGUUCCGUAUAUACAACGACACACCUAGCCAGCAGUUGACGCCUGUGGACAAUAGCAGCAUGGGCAUGUCUCCGCUGACUUCCGUCAGGCAGUCCACCACGCGUCCCCAAUUCGGCCGCACAAUUACCUCGACUAACGCCCUUCAUGAGAUCCAGGGCAAACCGGCAUCGAGGCUCUUCAAUGCAGCUCUUCACGAAACGCCUAGCAAGAUGCCCAAUAUCAACCGUCCGCUGUCAGCUGGCGCAAAUCGUGCUAAGGGCAGUCCGCUUAAGAAGAUACAGAUGCUUGGGGCGGAAGUUGGGAGUGGGGAUGAGAACGACUUCGACUACUUCUUCAAUUUGCAGGAGCAGGAAGCAGCUGAGCAAGAAGUGACAUUUGAGCCUGAUGCAGGCUUCGGCCUGGUGCGAUCCGGCUCAACGUCCUCUUCUACCCUCCCGCGUUAG